AUGCGUGUGUGUGAGUGUGUCCGUGCGUUUAUCCGGCCGCAUCGGGGUCCACGCGUUCCUCCGCUGUCGUGGGGGGUAGUGGUUGGGGUGGCCAAGCAGAGCAAGCAAGAAGGAUUCGGCAGUGAGUCGCUUGCUGCUACCGGCGGCGGCUGACCACCAGCGGUGCUAAAGCAGUCCCGUCUGACUGACCUCCUCUGGUUGACUUGUGGAAAGGGAGGUAUUUGAGGUGGUGUCAGCAUGGAAAUCUCGCCCACGUACGAUAAAGUGACCGAGAAAGUGCAGCCGGGAAAGGUUGCUCUGCCAAGGCCCUACUGCAAGGAGGAUGCCGGUGGCAUGUCCAGCCAGCCUCCACGCGCCCUUCUCUCUGUCACCAGCUGCUUCGAGCCCUCGCCACAGCACAGCUCAUACGGGCAGCCAGAUGAUGAUGUGGACCUGGAGAAUUUGGUCAAUGACAUGAAUACGGCGGAGUCAACGGGAAGCACUUCGAGCAGCCCUGCCGACUCGGUGCCUCUCCUGCAGCCCUGCGCAGGGCCUGACGGCAGGGAGACGCUCGCCCACGCUCUGCCUCCCAUCGCCGCCGCCGCCGCGGCCGCCACGGCCGCCUCUUCCGCCGUCACAGCCUCUCGCCCUGGCAUGUCACGUGUCGCUCCGCAACCGGGCGACGCUCGUGAGCUUGGGGACACCUCCUCCCUGCUGCACCAAGGCGUCCGUCGUUCUCAACCGGUCCACAUUCGAGCAGUCCGGACCCCGCUGGACAGGAGGGCAAACGAGGAGGAGGAGCUGCAGGCCGCAUCUUGGCCCAACAUCCCCAACCCCUUUCCCGAGCUGACGAGCCCAGCUGGUUCACCAGUGCUGACGGGGACAUCGCUUCCCCCGAGACAGCCCGGCGCCAAACCACAAGUGGCCUGGUCUCCAGGUUCCUGGAACCCAAACGGAGGCCUUGGUACAUCUCCAUUAUUGGACGUUAAGGUGGUCAAACUGUUCAGCGAGGAUGGCACAAGCAGGUCACUGGAGAUACCGGCGGGGACGAGUGCGCGUGACGUUUGCCAGUCGCUGAUCCUCAAGAACAACUGCGUGGACGACAACAGCUGGGCACUCAUAGAGCACCUCCCUCAUCUCAGCCUGGAGAGGACGUUGGAAGACCAUGAACUUGUGGCGCAAGUUCAAUCUACAUGGGGCAUUGACUGUGACAACAAGCUUUUCUUCAGAAAGAAUUACGCAAAAUACGAAUUCUUCAAGAACCCCUUGCAAUUUUUUCCGGAGCACAUGGUCUCCAUGCCUUACGAGUCGAACGGCAGCAUCCCACACUCACAGCUGAUCCAGAACUUCAUGAACUCCAGCAGUUGUCCAGAAAUCCAGGGCUAUCUGCAUGUGAAGGAGCCCGGUAGGAAAUCGUGGAAGAAGCUAUACUUCUUUUUGAGAAGAUCAGGGCUCUACUUUUCCACCAAAGGCACAUCCAGGGAACCGCGGCAUCUGCAGUGUUAUGCAGAGCUAAGUGACAGUGGUGUGUACACUGUUCUUUCGGGACGGAAGAUGUACGGGGCACCCACAGACUUUGGAUUUUGCAUAAAAUCGAACAGGGCAAGUAGUGCCAAGGAAUUGAAGCUAUUCUGCGCCGAGGAAGAAGCAAGCCGGACCUGCUGGAUGACUGCAAUGCGGCUCUUCAAGCAUAGCGUGCAGUUGUUCCAGAACUACAGGCUACUGCAGCAGAGACGAAACCACCUUGGCCAGCUGAAUGUCACCCCCAUGAGAAACAUCUCCGAGAACACACUGGUGGCGAUGGAUUUCUCUGGGCGCAAAGGAAGAAUCAUUGAGAACCCAGCAGAGGCCCAGACGGUGGCAGUGGAAGAGGGCCAGGCCUGGCGGAGGAGAGGUUGUCAGAGACUUGGUGUGGUGGGAAGCCCCAGCCCCUGCCAACCAUCUGCUAUGAGUAUAGCGAUUCACAAGACACAGCCGUGGUUCCAUGGACGGAUCCCAAGAGAGGAGGCACACAGGAUCAUCUCACAGCAGGGCCUUGUUGAUGGGUUAUUUCUUCUUCGAGACAGUCAGAGCAACCCCAGGACAUUUGUGCUCUCCCUCUGCCAUCAUCAGAAAAUUAAACACUUUCAAAUCUUACUGUUUGAAGAGGACUCAAAAAUGUUCUUCUCGCUGGAUGAUGGAAACACCAAGUUCUCAGACCUAAUCCAGCUGGUGGAAUUCUAUCAGCUCAACCGUGGAAUUUUACCCUGCAAGCUCAAACACCACUGCAGCCACGUGGUGCUGUGAGGGGCGGCAACGCAUGGCUUCACUAGCCGCCUGCCCCGAUUGCUUACAUGAAGUCAUCUUCGGCAUUGCUGCACUCGCGUGUCCCCCUGCUUUAAACUCCAUGUGUGUCGAUUUGAUUAUUUAAGUGGAAGAAUGUCUUUUUUUAAAAUAUAUAAACACUGAAAAGGAAUGCAGACCGGAGAUGGGGGAUCCAUGUUUGCGUUGUAUGUACCUGUGGGUACAAAAAGAAGACAAAAUGAAAAUCCACAACUUGAAUUCUAAUGCAACACCUCCAAUGCCCCAAAUGGCCUUUUAAAAUAAAAAGAGAGCAGACAUAUAAAAAAACAAAAAUAUUGAACAGUGCCGAACCGGGAGCGCCUUGUGAACUGAAUGUGACUGAUCAGAAGCUCUAAGGACUGCAAACCUCACUGUGUUCUAUCCACAAAAAAGUGCAGACUCAAUCUGCUAUGCAGAACACAUCUCUGGCUUUAAACGGCAAUUCAAAACUCGAGUUGCCUCAAAGCUACACACCGAAGAUGACCAGAUGUGACAGAAAAAUGUAACAACGUGCACUUAUUUCUCUGUAUGCUGUGGAUGAACAAAGACUGUUAAUGGGACUCUUGAAAGCCUUUUGUACAGCCAGCUGUGUUAUAUUGAAGCAUUUAAUGAUUUUAUUGGUUCUGUUUUAUUUUCUGGUGAAGUUAUACAAUAUUGACGUUAAGGUUAUUAUUCACAAUGAAUUAGAUGAAAUAUAAUGUUUUAUAUGUAGCUGUAUAAUGCUUUCUGCACAAAUGGAUACCCAGUGCAAGUAGUCGAGUGAUCCACAUGUCAUGUACUUAAACAUUUGAGUUAAUAGUAAACUGUUAAUGUUUUUUUUCUUCACAAAUUAACUCCUUAACCGUAACAUUCUGCGCGUGUUGGAAUUUCCCAAGCAUUUGCUCCAGUCCGUGCUGUAUGAUGUGUUGGCCCAUGGAUUGUAUGACGGGAUUGGUUGGGGAAGGACACUGGUUGUUAUCCCUUGUUCAGCGUGGUCAGUGAAGUGUGCCUGUUCGUUUUCUGUGAAAUGGGAAGAAACAUCUCCAUAGUUACUGGAUGUGAUCAUCAAGCAGUGAAUAUGCAGUUUCCUAUGCAGGCCCCCCUUUUCCAGAAAGAUUGCUAUGGCAUGUACAGUAUUCACGUGCAUUAAUCAAUUUGUCCCUCGACACAUUGUGUGUUCUUCAUAAAGAAAUUUAUAAAAACCAUCGUUUCUCAACAAUAUGUCGUUGAUAAAGAGCACCACACUUUGGAAGCGUUCUGCAGUUUCUGUCAAUUGAUAUUAACGUUACUGCUUAAUAUCAUUAACUGCAUCAGAAUAUAAUGUGUUAAGAUGGUUCAGAAGUCUUUAGCUUUAAUUUUACCACAUGAAUUGGCCAAGUGUAAAGUACAUUUGUGUAAAUUUUAAUUCUGUCUUUCACUUUACAAAGCACAAGUAAAAAAAACAGCGUUAAAAAGAAUGCUGUUAAUGUUUCCUGUUGGCUGGCACUGCAUGAGUGACCAACUGCUUAAAGCCUGUCUUUGUUUUAUUAUGCCUUUGGGAAUUCAGUAAUAACUGCCAGUACCUAUAAAGAGGGAAUGUUAUACUUGAAAUAAGAUAUUGCAAAACUUAAGAUCUACGUGUCCUGAUUGAAACUGCUAAAAGAUUUAAUUUAAAAUCUUGAACCGGAAAUUUAAUGGAUGCCUGUUGUAUCUUAAGUUUGCCUAUAUGUAUUAGGAUUUUUAACGGAUAAGACUUUUUUUCAAAGACAGAUUUAUUUGUACUGUGUAGUGUAUUUAUAAGUGGGUAAUUUAUAAAAAAAAUCAUAGGUGAUUUGUCUAUAUAAGCUCUAAAGAAUGCCUUAAAUUUAGCAUGUACACAUAGAUACAUUGUUUUUUGAAAGCAAAUCUUAAUGAUGUGCAUUUGGCUUGCUUGUUUGCAGCACUGUUAAAGAACCUAAGCACGUUACAACAUACUGGAAUCUCUGUUCUCAGGACGAUUAAAUAAAUGUAUCCCAUGACUAUCCACAGUUAUGCUAACGGAGUCCAAAAAGUACAAAUUCUGAAAAUGCAUUUACAAAAGUAGUUUUUAAAGAAGCAAACGGCAAGAACCUAGCAAAGUAUACAUGUUCAAAAUAAUUUUACGUCAAAAUACAGAAUACCCAAAGAAGUUCAAUCAAGAAGGUAAAAUGGACUUUUGUAACCUUUAAAUGUCAACCCCAUAUCUCAAAAAUAACGGCAACAAACACCUCGAUCAGAUUUGAACAUUAGUGGAACCAAAUCUAAAACCAUGAAAGUUUUAAAAUGUAGGGCAUGGAUAUUUUGCGAAUGAAUUGUUUUUGUAGAAUUUUGUUAUUGCUUUUUUGUAAAUAAUGAGCUGUAAAUAUUUUCUGAAAGAUUUACGGGCCUUUUAUGGUUUAUUAUUGCACAAGCUGUUUAUAUAUCGCAUGUGAUGGAGAAAAGAAAAUAGAUAUUUUUUUUGGUUUGGCUUUAUGACAUUGUAAUUUGUAAAUACAUAAGCUUAUGAAAGCUGUAUACUGUAUACCUGUCAGGAAUGUUUUGUAUAAAAUGAGGGAAUUCAUUUACUGUUCAUAUUGAUCUUGGGAAAUAAAAAAACCAGGUGUUUA
Messenger RNA from Petromyzon marinus (sea lamprey), 4883 nucleotides. RefSeq names its product growth factor receptor-bound protein 14-like. The record is from RefSeq and is a predicted model, not a curated record. Lineage: Eukaryota; Metazoa; Chordata; Hyperoartia; Petromyzontiformes; Petromyzontidae. Gene Ontology annotation, biological process: negative regulation of insulin receptor signaling pathway; insulin receptor signaling pathway.